AUGGAUUCGCACCUCCAGAACGCCGCCCAGGCACCUCAGACAGCCGCUACACGCAACAUCGUCCAGCCAACGCAGGCACCCGAGGGCACCAGCGUCGCCAGAAAAAGAAGGCCAAACCUCCGGCCAGAGGCCAAGGCCGUCCUGACGGCGUGGCUGACGGAGCAUCGCCACCAUCCGUACCCCACGGAGGAGGAAAAAGAUGCCCUUGUUUGUGAGGCAGGGGUGACUCUUGCGCAGUUAAAUCAAUGGUCUGUCAACGCUCGACGGAGAAAAUUACCCAAGCUGCAACUAGAAGAUGGCUCUCCGCCAAGUGACACCACCAGCACAACCACCAGGCAACGUCGAGCGGUCGGUGAAAAUAAUCGGAACGAUCGGCGCGCUCGAUCUCAUCGUGUCGUGCUAUUGGAAGGCAGCCCAGGCAAUGUGGUCCAACUGCCUCCACCUCCCGAAGACACGAGCUACUUACUCCUGUUGGCGGACUUAACCGUAGAGCGUUUCCAGGAGUAUUCCAGUGACGGCAGCGGAGGCUCCGUCGCCGGGACUUGUUCGCCUGCUUCUUCUGCCACGAGCUCGUCUUGA
Messenger RNA from Hyalella azteca, 579 nucleotides. Its product is annotated as homeobox protein AKR-like. The record is from RefSeq and is a predicted model, not a curated record. The coding region runs from base 1 to 579 and encodes 192 amino acids. Gene Ontology annotation, biological process: regulation of DNA-templated transcription. The transcript is spliced from 4 exons. NCBI's taxonomy places the organism in Eukaryota, Metazoa, Arthropoda, Malacostraca, Amphipoda, Hyalellidae. Gene Ontology annotation, molecular function: DNA binding.